UGUUGGAUAUGUUAUUUAAAUUGUGUCCGAAGCCAAAACAAGGGUGCACAAUGUGACCUUCGCCGACCUUAACAACAAACAUAUGUAUAAAUGCAGUGUCUGUUUAAUAGUGAUGAAUUAUCUAACAUGUUGUUCUAAUUUUACCUUACCUUCCCUUGUCCGCAAUACUUGUGACGUUAAUUACACAAUAUUGCCAGUUUAUCCAUGAUCAAAUCUGGUAGCGGCCUUGAACUUUCUCUUCGUCAGAAAUAGUCACGUGAUCAGGUGAUCGCGGGGAUUUCGAGCGUCAAAAUCACUAGGCCCUACGUGCUUUAUCCGCGUAGCUGGCCCGAAGUCGGUCUUGGUCUCAAACAGUAACCAUUUUCGUAACGUCAAAGCCUACCUCACACGAAAGUAUCAGUUGGUGGAAAAAAAAGAGAGCAUACUUGAGCAUAUUACCUAUUAUCAUAAUAUUCAGAUCUUACUCAAAUGUAGUUCUUCAUGUAGCGAAGCAACCAAAUGGCAAAGGUACAAGACGGAAAACUUACUUGCAUUUUCAUUGUUGGAUUUUGGAUCGGGUACUGUUCUGCACAAAAAGACGUUUUAUUGGACACUGAAUCAUUACCGAAAUUGCAUUGGACUACAAAGAUAGUAAAACAGACACCAAACCCGGACAUCAAUGAGGAGAACAUGGGGUGGCAGGAAGGCAAGUUCGUGAAGAAGGAGAGACCAUUCCGGGUGUACACCACAUGUUACACGCAUGUCCCGGGCUGUGAACAACUGGCUUCGAACGCCAUUCAUCAAACAUGACCCUGCCCAGACCCUGCACAUCGAAAUCAACUUCAUAAUGCGCAAAUGCUUGAACAACUUGCCGCACUGUAAAGAAACCUUUAACCUGUACUACUACGAGGCGGAUUCUGACAUUGCGAAACAAGAGGUCCCGUCAUGGGAUUCGACCACGUACAAGCUCAUCGACAAGAUCUCCGGGGAUUAUAUAUACACGUCGGAAAUCAAGAUCAACUCAGAGACAAGGCAGAUAGACCAGAGACCGGAGCUUGUCGGGGUGUAUUUCGCAUUUCAGGAUGAAGGCGCGUGUCUGACAUUUUACUCAAUCAAGAUCUACGACAUGCCACCACCAACAGAAACAGCAGAAGCUGACGUCGGGAUAAUUAUUGCCAUCGUCAUCGUUGUGCUGGUGUUAAUCGUUGCAGCCGCAGCAGUGGCCUGGUACUGCUGGAGAAGAAAGAAAAGAGUCAAGAACUCUGAGGAAACAGACGUUGAUAACUCAAAAAGAAAGGAAAUGGGCAGCAUUCCAGAGGGAACACACUUAGAUAACUCAACAAGAAAGCAACAAGGCAGGAGGCUGUCAAGGGAAAGUCACUCAAGUCACUCAAGUCACUCAAGUCACCGAAGCAGAAAGGAAAUGGACAGCAUCCCAGAAGAUACAAGCUUAGAUAACUCAACAAGAAAGGAAAUGGGCAGCAUCCCAGAGGAAACAAGCUUAGAUAACUCAAGCAGAACGAAAAAGGGCAGGAGGCUGUCAAGGGAAAGUCACUCAAGUCACUCAAGUCAUGCAAGCAGAAAGAAACACGACAGGAGGAUGUCAAAGGAAAGUCACUCAAGUAACUCAAUAAGGAAAGGAAACUUAGAAUAACUCAAGAAGACAAGUUACGUUAAAGUAUUUCAAAUGAUCAUAUAAGAUUGAUACACCAUUAUUGUAACAACAUAUUAUUAGCAACAUAACCGGUUUUAAUGUACCAGAGCCUAAAUGUACAUCAGUUCUAUUUAUAAUUGUAUUUGUUGCUUUACAAACUAUUUGAAAGACAUUUAUAACGAGAUCAUUGAAAACGAGCCUGAAAGGACAAAAAUAUCUAUAAAACUAAGAAUGAAAGACAAAACCAUUAUCCGUGAUCAACACUCACAAUACAGAGUCGAAUAGGCGUUGGGCAAAAUAGUGGUUUGUUUCCAUGAAUCUCCAUCUAGUGUCUCGUCCAUAGGAGGCCAACCACUCCCAAGGAGAUCCUUUAUUAGAAAAUACUUCCUGCACCGCUACAAUCAGGACUCACCGUUAAACUAAAUCAAUAACUACCUAGAGCUCAUUUGAAUAAAUAUAGUUGUGACGACAUGUACUCACGGAUCACUGUCAAAACAGUGAUGGUAUCAGGUGUUCGCGAAAUGAGAGCAUACCCUGACCCACUCGACGUAUGUUUUGUCAAUUCCAGCUUGUACUGACGUUACAGAAAUCCGCUGAUGAAUGAGAUUUUUGUUCAUAACAUCACUUUAUAUUAUUUUUUUCAAAGAAGAAAAAAAAUUGAUUUCUUUAUUGUCGAAACUAAGCAAAUGAUCAAAAUUUCUUGAGACCAAUCUUUGUAAAAUGUACUGAUCCCACACACACACACUGUGGGUACCCGGGUUAGAGAGACCGUGAUACAGACGCCUGCACACACACACACACACACACACACACACACACACUGGGUGAGGGUGGGAAGAAUAAACGAUAGAAAGGUUAAAGGACUGCAAUAUGUAUUGAAUAUUUUAUUCAUCUCUUUGAAGCAAGACCAAGCAAGAUACCUGAUAAUACAAAUGGUGGAUUCAUCUAAAUGAACAUUUCAUGGGAUUCACUUAUCGAAUUGUUUCGUGUAUUUUUGUGUUUAAAUUCAGUGAUAAGUAAUUUAUCUAAUUGUUUUGUGUAUUUUAAGUUUAGAAAUUCAGUGGUAAACCAUUUAUUGAAUUGUUUCAUGUAUUUUGUUGUUAGAUAUUCAGUGCUAAGCCAUUUAUUUAAUUGUUUCAUAUGUUUUCCUUAUUAGAAAUUCAGAGAUCAGCCCUUUAUCGAAUUGUUUAAUGUAUUCUUAUGGUUAGAAAUUCAGUGAUAACUCAUUUAUCUAAAUGUUUCGUGUAUUUUUUUGUUUACAAAUUCAGUGAUACGUCAUUUAUCUAAAUGUUUUGUGAAUUUUCGUUGUUAGAAAUUCAGUGAUAAGCCAUUUAUCUAAUUGUUCCAUGUAUUCUGAUGGUUAGAAAGUCAGUGAUAAGCCAUUUAUCUAAUUAUUUUGUGUAUUUUUAUGGUUAGAAAUUCAGUGAUAAGUCAUUUAUCUAAAUAUUUCAUGUAGUUUUAUUGUUACAAAUUCAGUGAUAAGCCAUCUAUCUAAUUUUAUCACGUAUUCUUAUGGUUAGAAAUUCAGUCAUAAGUCAAUUAUAUAAAUGUUUUAUGUAUUUUUAUUUUUAUUUUUAUUUUUAUUUUUUUUAGUGAUAAGUCAUUUAUCCAAUUGUUUUGUGUAUUUUUAUUGUUAGAAAUUCACUGAUCAGCCAUCUAUCUAAUUGUUUUGUGUAUGUUUGUGGUUAGAAAUUCAGUGAUAACUCAUUUAUCUAAAUGUUCUGUGUAUUUUCAUGGUUAGAAAUUCAGUGAUAAGUCAUUUAUCUAAUUGUUUCGUGUAUUCUUAUAGUUAGAAAUUCAGUGAUAACUCAUUUAUCUAAAUGUUCUGUGUAUUCAUAUGGUUAAACAUUAAGUGAUAAGCUAUUUAUCUAAUUGUUUUGUGUAUUUUUAUGAUUAGAAAUUCAGUGAUUAACCUCAAUAAUCUGCUAAACAUUUUCACCAUUGUACCUACAUGGACUUACAUAUCAAAUAGUGCUGACCAUCUGUAGUUUAGGUAAGCAUUAUAAACAAAAGUAUAUAAAUGUGGAAGUAACAAUUAAUAUGAUGAUGUACAAUGUCAUGUUGUUGUUAUUGUUGUGUGCUUUUUGUGUGGUAAUUGUUUUUUAUUUAUUGAUUUUUGUUUGUUUUUGGCAGAUAUUUGAUUCUUAAAUCAUUAUACAAUGCCCAUAUACAAAUGAAAUGCAAUUCAUCUUCAACUGUAUCAAGACAGAAAGGACCAUUUUUAGACUGGUCAUGUCUACAUCUAUUUUGGGGGACAGUAAUAUUAAUAAAAACCUAAGUCUCAAUAUUGUGAAUGCAUUUCUAAACUAAUCCAAAUGAAAGAAAUAAGAAAGAAAUGUUUUGUUUAACGACGCACUCAACACAUUUUAUUUACGGUUAUAUGGCGUCAGACAUAUGGUUGAGGACCACACAGAUAUUAAGAGAGGAAACCCGCUGUCGC
Messenger RNA from Gigantopelta aegis, 4073 nucleotides. Its product is annotated as ephrin type-B receptor 3-like. The transcript has 11 exons. Gene Ontology annotation, cellular component: neuron projection. NCBI's taxonomy places the organism in Eukaryota, Metazoa, Mollusca, Gastropoda, Neomphalida, Peltospiridae. Gene Ontology annotation, molecular function: protein binding; transmembrane-ephrin receptor activity. Gene Ontology annotation, biological process: axon guidance. The record is from RefSeq and is a predicted model, not a curated record. The coding region runs from base 740 to 1633 and encodes 297 amino acids.